AUGUCGCUCAAGCGCAGUGUGUCCGUCGACACCUUGAACUCAGAUUCGAAGAGACCUAGAUUUGCGUCGCGAGAAGGCCAAGUCUCAGGCGAACAGAGACCCGGCACGACCCAAGCUCGGACAGAAGAAGGCGGCGUCCCAGAUUGGACAGACGAAGCGGUGCCUUCUCUCACCCCGACAGUCCAUCAUUUUGCCCGCUCCGGUAUUCAGCGGUCUAUCGCCUUGGUGUUGGCGCAUGAUGGAUUUCAAUCCGCAACUCCAGAGGCGCUCGAGAGCUUUACAGGGCUGGUCGAGGAGUAUAUGAGCUCCAUCAUGGGAGAAGUCAAGCGGCUCGCAAUAUCAUCCCGUCGCGAGCAUCCGAUACCGACAGAUUAUGAAACAAUGUUAAGAUACCACAAUAUCUCAAUAUCGUCCCUCAAACCGCACGUCAAGAGCCGGCUCUACCAGCAAGACGCGACAGACCGCAGCCUUGAGGCUACAACCGCCGACGACACCUUCACCUCCCUCCCCCUUCUCGGUCCAGAGCUCAGUGGCCAGCCGGACAAGGAGAGCAAGCCAUAUAUACCGGCCUCCUUCCCCGGCUUUCCGAGCACACACACCUACAAGUUCACGCCGCAAGACGAUAGGAGGACUCGAGAGGCCAAGCAGAUUCGAGAGGACGCGGCCAAGAGCGCGCAGCUGGGCGAGGAUGCGUUGCGGAGACUGGUGCGCGCUUCCAAGAUGCGCAAGCAAAAGGAGGUCAAGUCGCUGGUCGAACGUGACAGCCAUGGCAAGGAGCGCUUCAGGCUGUGGGAGUCGACCAUGAAGCGGUUCAUGGGCGGAGACCGUUUCCGAGAGCACGCCGACAAGGUGGACAUUGCGGACCACAGCAUGAUUGUCAAUGCCGACGCCAGAUUUGCUCGGAGAGAAGUAUCUCGCCUGGGAAAGAAGUCUAGCGCUUCAUAG
Molecule: messenger RNA, 945 nt
Organism: Trichoderma citrinoviride
Lineage: Eukaryota; Fungi; Ascomycota; Sordariomycetes; Hypocreales; Hypocreaceae
Exons: 2
Coding region: 1-945 (314 amino acids)
Biological process (GO): transcription initiation at RNA polymerase II promoter
Cellular component (GO): transcription factor TFIID complex
Molecular function (GO): protein heterodimerization activity
Source: RefSeq, a predicted model, not a curated record